This is a messenger RNA of Saccoglossus kowalevskii, 1649 nucleotides long. RefSeq lists its product as uncharacterized. Gene Ontology annotation, biological process: regulation of transcription by RNA polymerase II. The record is from RefSeq and is a predicted model, not a curated record. Gene Ontology annotation, molecular function: DNA-binding transcription factor activity, RNA polymerase II-specific; RNA polymerase II transcription regulatory region sequence-specific DNA binding. NCBI's taxonomy places the organism in Eukaryota, Metazoa, Hemichordata, Enteropneusta, Harrimaniidae. Gene Ontology annotation, cellular component: nucleus.
UUUCAAAGCUCUUUUGAUCGACCGCUCGUCCAUGUACUUCUUUCUGUUUUGUCUUAAUAUUUAUUCGUCAAAAUUUCUCACCCAAGUCAUCACAAUCUUGCAGUGAACAGCAAAGAAAGAGUUGGAAAAAUACAUGUAUCAGAAUUGUAUUCAAUAAGAUGAAGAAAAUGCUGUAUGAAAAUAUUAAGAAAUGUUUUGUGAACAUGUUGAGAAGUCCUACAAUCAUUUUGAAUCAUAAGUGUUGUGAAUAACUAAUUAUUAUGGAUAUGAUAAUAUUAACAUAUCCCAGUGAACAAUUUGAGAAGAGUCUUGAAUCUUCAGGUCCUUCCAAUCAGCAGAUACAACAAACACAUUCGAAUGGGAAGCCUUAUCAAUGUGAAUUUUGUGAGAAGGGUUUUUCGCAUAUCUAUAGUCUCAAACGGCACAGGCGAAUGCAUACCAAUAUGGAACAAUAUCAUUGUAAACAAUGUGAGAAGAGUUUUCCAAGAUUAGAUAAUUUUAAACGGCAUAUGCUUACACACACCAUACAUGAGAAACCGUAUCAUUGUGAACGUUGUAAUAAGCGUUUUACUCAGUCAUGUAAUCUUAAACAACACAUGCGAACACAUACCAACAAAAAGCUCUAUCUCUGUAAACUAUGUGAGAAGCGUUUUUCUCAGUUAAGUACCUACGAACACCAUAAGGCAACACAUUGGUAUGAGAAGCCUUAUCAAUGUCAACAUUGUGGGAAAAGUUUUGGCAGAUCAAGUUGUGUCAAACGGCAUAUAAAAACACAUACCAAUGAGAGGCCAUAUCAUUGUGAACAGUGUGAGAAGAGUUUUGCUAAUUCAGGAUAUCUAAAAAAGCAUAUGAUAACACAUACAAAUGAGAAGCUGUAUCAUUGUCAACAAUGUGAGAAAAGUUUUGCUAGAUCAGGUACUCUCAAAUCGCAUAUGCGAACACAUACUAAUGAAAGGGCAUAUCAUUGUGAGCAGUGUGGGAAAAGUUUUUAUGAGUCAAGUAAUCUAAAACAGCAUAUGGUAACGCACACAAAUAAGAAGCCAUAUCAGUGUGAACAAUGUGAGAAAAGUUUUUCCAGAUCAGGUACUCUCAAAAAUCAUAUUCAACGGAAACAUAUUUGUACCAAUAAAAUGCUGUAUUGUAAUUUAUGUGAUAUCAGUUUUCACUUUUCCCAUAACCAUGAAUGCCAUAUGCAAACAUAUGCCAUUGAGAUGUUAGAAGACAUUAAUAGAUUUAAAACGCACAGUUCUUCAAAAAAGGUCAUUAAAAUGCAUCCUGCUAAAAAACACAAACUCCAAAACUUCACUUACAUAAAUGCAAAAGGGAAAAAUGUUAUUGAGACGCCAAAUUCAGCAAAUCGGUUACACUGUGAUCAAUGUGAGAGUAUAUAUAGUCAAUUAUCUAAUCAAAAACACUCGUUAAUUAUUCACAGGGGGGAGGAAUGUACAUAUACCUGGGAAACAAUAAAUGAUAGAAAACAGUUAACUGUCACACUUAACAGACAAUACAAGUGUUCAAGUAAGAAAGAACAGAAGACACAAAGUACUGUACAUGCUGGGUUUAUUGUUGAGAGGAGACGUGAUGAGAUGGAAGGAUUCAGAUUAUACAGUUCAACACAUUACAAUACUUACCAAGAAAUUGUAUUGUGA